Diospyros lotus (date-plum) is the source of this 3248-nucleotide messenger RNA. RefSeq names its product plasma membrane ATPase 3-like. Gene Ontology annotation, molecular function: ATP binding; ATP hydrolysis activity; P-type proton-exporting transporter activity. The transcript is spliced from 21 exons. Bases 81 to 2969 code for a protein of 962 amino acids. Gene Ontology annotation, cellular component: plasma membrane. NCBI's taxonomy places the organism in Eukaryota, Viridiplantae, Streptophyta, Magnoliopsida, Ericales, Ebenaceae. The record is from RefSeq and is a predicted model, not a curated record. Gene Ontology annotation, biological process: regulation of intracellular pH; proton export across plasma membrane.
UGGCGGUUACUCGGCUGUGUUCGUGAGUUGUGCAUUCGCAAUCUCUUUGCAAGUUCUUUUUUCUUUUGUCGUGGAACGAGAUGGGGGAGACAGAGAUGGGAAAGAAGGAUGAAGUUAUGGAAGCUCUCAAGAACGAAGCUGUGGAUUUGGAGAACAUACCGAUGGAGGAGGUUCUCCAGAAUCUGAGAUGUACCAGAGAUGGACUCUCAACGGAGGCCGUUGAGCAGAGACUGAUCAUAUUUGGGCACAACAAGCUUGAGGAAAAGGAGGAGAGUAAGAUUUUUAAGUUCCUGGGGUUUAUGUGGAACCCUCUGUCGUGGGUCAUGGAAGCUGCCGCUAUUAUGGCCAUUGCACUCGCUAAUGGAGGAGGGAAACCGCCUGAUUGGCAAGAUUUUGUUGGAAUCAUCACCCUGCUCGUUAUCAAUUCUACCAUAAGUUUUAUUGAAGAGAACAAUGCUGGUAAUGCUGCCGCAGCUCUCAUGGCCCGUCUUGCACCUAAAGCAAAAGUUCUUCGAGAUGGGAAAUGGAGUGAGGAAGAAGCAGCUGUCCUCGUUCCUGGUGACAUAAUUAGUAUCAAACUUGGGGAUAUAAUUCCAGCUGAUGCUCGUCUCCUAGAGGGUGACCCGUUAAAAAUAGACCAGUCUGCACUGACUGGUGAGUCCCUUCCUGUGACGAAAGUACCUGGGGAUGGGGUUUAUUCAGGUUCCACUUGCAAGCAAGGUGAAAUAGAAGCAGUAGUCAUUGCCACUGGUGUCCACACCUUCUUUGGCAAGGCUGCUCACCUCGUGGACUCUACAAAUCAAGUGGGCCAUUUUCAGAAGGUCUUGACUGCCAUUGGAAAUUUCUGCAUAUGUUCUAUUGCUGUGGGGAUGGUAAUAGAAAUUAUUGUGAUGUACCCAAUUCAACAUCGGCCCUACCGUCCAGGAAUUGAUAACUUGCUUGUCCUUCUUAUUGGAGGAAUUCCUAUUGCCAUGCCGACAGUUUUAUCCGUUACAAUGGCAAUAGGCUCCCACCGUUUAUCCCAGCAGGGAGCCAUCACAAAAAGAAUGACAGCAAUUGAAGAAAUGGCGGGCAUGGAUGUGCUUUGCAGUGAUAAAACUGGAACUCUGACAUUGAACAAGCUGACUGUUGAUAAAAAUCUUAUUGAGGUGUUUGCUAAAGGAGUAGACGUAGAUACUGUGGUUUUGAUGGCUGCUCGAGCUUCUAGAGUGGAGAACCAAGAUGCAAUAGAUGCUGCUAUAGUGGGGAUGUUGGCUGAUCCAAAAGAGGCACGGGCCGGCAUUCAAGAGGUUCACUUCCUCCCAUUUAACCCCACUGAUAAGCGAACAGCUUUGACCUACAUUGACAGUCAAGGUGAAAUGCACAGAGUCAGUAAAGGUGCACCCGAGCAGAUACUGCACCUUGCACACAAUAAAUCCGAAAUUGAGCGUAAAGUUCACUCUGUAAUUGAUAAAUUUGCCGAGCGAGGGCUACGCUCUCUUGCAGUAUGUUACCAGGAAGUUCCUGAUGGAAGGAAGGAGAGCACAGGUGGUCCUUGGCAAUUCAUUGGCCUUAUGCCCCUUUUUGACCCUCCUCGACAUGACAGUGCAGAGACAAUAACUAGGGCUUUGAACCUGGGGGUAAAUGUUAAGAUGAUCACUGGUGAUCAACUGGCAAUAGCAAAGGAAACAGGAAGACGUUUGGGUAUGGGGACCAACAUGUAUCCAUCAUCUGCCUUGUUAGGACAGAAUAAGGAUGAGUCAAUUGCAGCUUUGCCAGUUGAUGAGCUGAUUGAGAAGGCCGAUGGGUUUGCUGGUGUUUUUCCUGAGCACAAAUAUGAGAUUGUAAAACGCCUGCAAUCCCGAAAACAUAUAUGUGGGAUGACUGGUGAUGGAGUUAAUGAUGCUCCUGCUCUGAAGAAGGCUGACAUUGGCAUAGCUGUUGCUGAUGCAACUGAUGCUGCUCGUAGUGCUUCUGACAUAGUCCUGACAGAACCUGGCCUUAGUGUUAUCAUCAGUGCUGUACUAACUAGUCGGGCAAUUUUCCAGAGGAUGAAAAAUUACACAAUAUAUGCAGUCUCUAUUACUAUCCGAAUUGUGCUUGGUUUUAUGUUACUUGCCCUCAUAUGGAAGUUUGAUUUUCCGCCCUUCAUGGUGCUGAUCAUUGCCAUUCUCAAUGAUGGUACAAUAAUGACAAUAUCAAAGGAUAGGGUGAAACCAUCUCCUCAACCAGAUAGCUGGAAGCUGGCAGAGAUUUUUACAACUGGAAUCAUUCUCGGUGGUUAUUUGGCCAUGAUGACUGUCAUUUUCUUCUGGGCAGCAUACAAGACAGAUUUUUUUCCGCGAAUAUUUGGGGUUUCGACUUUGGAAGAAACAGCGCAGGAUGAUUUUAGGAAGCUUGCAUCAGCAGUGUACCUGCAAGUGAGCAUCAUCAGCCAGGCUCUAAUAUUUGUGACACGUUCUAGGAGUUGGUCUUUCCUUGAACGGCCUGGCCUUCUGCUUGUGGUGGCUUUUGUUGUUGCUCAGUUGAUUGCUACACUAAUUGCAGUUUACGCAAACUGGAGUUUUGCUGCUAUUGAAGGGAUCGGAUGGGGUUGGGCUGGGGUCAUUUGGCUUUAUAACAUAAUAUUCUACAUUCCACUUGAUUUUAUAAAGUUCAUUAUCAGAUAUGCAUUGAGUGGAAAAGCUUGGGAUCUGGUUAUCGAGCAAAGGAUUGCUUUCACCAGGAAAAAGGAUUUUGGGAAGGAAGAACGAGAGCUUAAAUGGGCACAAGCACAGAGAACUCUCCAUGGGCUGCAACCUCCUGAGACCAAGACAAAGUUUGCUGAUCGCAGCACUUUCACAGAACUCAAUCAGAUGGCUGAAGAGGCAAAAAGAAGGGCUGAGAUUGCAAGGUUGAGGGAACUGCAUACACUGAAAGGCCACGUUGAGUCAGUUGUGAAGAUGAAGGGCCUGGACAUUGCUUCAUUUCACCAAGCAUACACAUUUUAAGGGGGGUUUAACACAUUUUAUUUAUGGUAUAUACCUUGCGGGCGCCUCAGCCAAAGGUCCUUCAGCUUGAGAUCCAAUGGACAUUAUCAGCUUUUUAACAGCAUUUGGUCCAAUUGAUUGAAACUUAAAGCUGUUAAAAAGUAUAUUUGGGUGGUUCUUAAUGUGAGUGUGGUGUAAGGUGCAGCUUUGUCCAUAUGUCUGGACCAUAAAUAUAUUGAUUGUAUGCUUCGGUUAUGUAUAUAUAAUAAAAUGCAGGAGAUGCAAUCAGUAGUCUUGGCA